AGGGCGUGGCGAGCGAUGCCGGAUCCCGGAUCGAGGGAUCGUGUCUCCAAGUAUUCGGUGAACGGAUCCGCCUGUCCUUCGACGAUUCCUCUGGUUCCUGGUUCGAAGACACCCGCCGGCUCGCUCGUCCCCUCCGCCAUGUAUAUAAGUCAAAACGAGAUCGGAAGCAAGGUGCACAGGCCGAACAGUCCUUCGUCGAGCGAGGAGGUUCCACUGAAUAGAGCAAACUGUCUCACGAUGCAGUCAUUGAUACCAUUGAUUCUAGCCCUCAGCCUGGCCUCGGCCUCGCAGUUGAAUUUACUCCCGUACGCGUACCUGUCCAGCCCGAUUCCAAUAUACAACCAAUAUCAGAACACCGUGACCGGGGAGCAUGCGUACAGUUACGCCGGUGGCCCAUCCGCCAAAGAGGAAGUGAAAGACGCGAACGGCGUCCUCCGUGGCUCGUACAGUUACGUGGACGCGAAUGGUGUUCUCCAGUCAGCCUUCUACGUCGCUGACGACAACGGUUUCCGCGUGGCCGCGACCAACAUCCCCACGGACGAAAAUCAGAACGACUUGGAAACGACGGCCCAUGUCAUUCUGGCGAGAAGCGCGGUGGCCGAGAGAAGUUCCACGCCCAGCCGCAGAAGGCGCAGCCUGCAAGAUUCUAAUCCCGAGAAAAGCGGGCAGAAAGAACAAUCUUUGGACAGUGUUCAAAACGACACGAAAAAACAAGCUGCACCCUCUCAGUCUCCUCCUUCCACCUCCUCCUCGUUGUUGUUGCAACCUCUGCUUCUCAACAACAACAACAACAUCCCUCUCGCGACCUCGCACCAGAGUCAAGUUCAAGUGCACAGCAACGCUCGGUUGGAGGCGAAACCGGUCGACCUGCACCCGAUCUUGCCUGUGCAAACCAUAUUGGGAGGGUUGCCCGUGCUCGCUCGCACGCCCACCUACCACGAGAACCGCAUAGAAUUGCACAAGCAGUUGGGUAUCGAGGGACCAAGGCCCAAAGACGCGGUCAAGAUAAAGCCUGAGCCGUUGACCGUGGUCCGGUCGGUACUUCCGCUCGCCUCCACCGUCCUGGCGGGAGAGAGUGUCCCUGUUUUACCAACGAUCGUUAAAGAAACCGUCCCCGUUCUUCCGGCUCAGCUAACCUCUGUGACGACCACUUCUGUCUCGAGUCACGGUGUCAGCCAGAUACAUGGAUCGUCGAACGUUGUUGCCAAGGAGGGUAUUGCUGUUGCUCCUACGGUUGUGGAGAGGAAGGAGAUAGCACACGUUCCGGCCAUACCAGUCGUCAAAGGAGAGGCGUCGGUUACCAGUUAUGGGGUCAGUCAAAUCCAUGGCGGAGAAAUUAAUCCGAUCGGACUGCUGGUCAAGACUGCGCCCGCUGUUGCUCAGAUACAUCCGGCUAUCCAUGUUCCGCUCUAUCUUUAGACUGGAUAGAUUCGAUCGAGAUGAAGGUGGGAUCGUGUUGAGGAUUUUGGAAAAUUUUUUGGAAAAUACGAGUUACGAGGUUUAUGGGACGAGAAGAAUUUUUGGGGAUAUCCUCGACCUCUGAUCCAGAAAGAAAUGCUCCUUUCGGAACAGCGUUCUUCGGGAUGAUUGGUCGCAAAUGAUGACGAAUAGUCGACGAGAGUGUUGGAUCGAUAUAUUUGAUCGAUAGCUCGUUCGAUUGGCGCGCAUUUAUUUUUUUUUUAAUCGUCUUCUCAUUAUUCGCAUCGAGAAUCGCUUUAACGAUCGAUCUUUCGUUAAAUUAUUGCUCAUUGUUCAUGCUCGACAAUAAAAAUGAUUUCUCGUGUAUAA
Molecule: messenger RNA, 1788 nt
Organism: Apis cerana (Asiatic honeybee)
Lineage: Eukaryota; Metazoa; Arthropoda; Insecta; Hymenoptera; Apidae
Cellular component (GO): chitin-based extracellular matrix
Molecular function (GO): structural constituent of chitin-based larval cuticle
Source: RefSeq, a predicted model, not a curated record